UCUCUCUCUCUCUCUCUCCCUACAACGCCCUUUUCGCUUCUCUCUCUAAAACGGCGGUCGUCUCCACAAGUCCAAGCUCCGCCAUAGCCUCACCGUUGAAAGAAAGUUUCAUCUUUCCUGUCAAAACCCUCGCUCAGUACUGAGGAGCUCACAGCUGCUUCUUUCCGAUUCAUGGAUUUUGCUUCACGCCGCAAACAUGCGUCGCAUACCGAAAGUGUUCGGGCAUAGCUCGAAUCGCAUCAGAACCGGCGACGAAUGCUCCUCCGGCGCCAGCUCCAGCUCGACCAGCCCAGCCGCCAAGAUGAAGCCGAAGCUCGACCGGCGCAACGCCAGGAAGGACAUCAAGUACGAGUACUUACUGCCAUCUGACUCGUCUUCCUCGCGCUCCUCGCCGGAGGAAUUUAUGCGCACGCGCUCCCUCGAUCUGUACGACGGCAGCUUCCGGAUAGAGGGAGUCGACGGCGAGAUUGAGAUCAUCUGCAGAACCCUAGGAUUUUCGGGGAUCGACGACUUCUCAAUAGACCCUGAGGAGUACGAGGCAAUGAAGGUGAGAUCUUCCUCUGCUCCUGUUGCUUUCAUUCAGGCUAUCGAGCCUCUAGUAGAUACCACAUCAAGGGUCGAUAACGACGCUGUUGAUUUAUAUAACCUGAAUGGUAAAGACGUUGAUUUAUAUAACCUGAAUGGUAAAGACGUUGAUAAUGGUACUGGAUUAAAGGAUAGUGUGAUGGUUACUGAUGUAACUUUGAGCAACGGUAAAUCGAGCAUCGGUUCGAACGAAUCUCGUGGAAAUGGUAUCAAGGGUGUUCGGCCGCCCCUUCUUAAUCCGCCGCCUCCUAUCUUGGUGCCUGUGAUUGAUAAAGAAUGCACAACAUGGGAUAUUUUCAGAGCAUUUACACCGGAUAGCGGCACACAAGUUUCAAAAUUUGGACUAGGGUUUUGCUUGGAUGAAGAAAGGGAAGGCCUGAAAAAGGAAGGGGAUGAGGAUGAAGUGGAGGAUAGGAGGAGCAGGGGAAUUAUGAGGGAAGAGAAUUGUGUUCAUUCGGCUUCCUGUUCAUUCACGGCGAGUUCGAAUGAUGACGAUACUUCAAGUACCACAACUGAACCAACGUUGAGCAUCUCGCCUAAUGUGAGAUUUAAACGCGUUAUUUCUGAGUGGCUGAAGGGAGAUCUCUUGGGCCGUGGAUCUUUCGGAUCUGUGUAUGAAGGAAUUGCUGAUGAUGGAUUCUUCUUUGCUGUAAAGGAAGUAUCUUUACUAGAUCAGGAGGAUGAAGGAAAGCAACGUCUCAUUCAACUUGAACAGGAAAUUGCUCUUCUGAGUCAGUUUGAACACGAGAACAUUGUCCAGUAUUAUGGCACAAAGAAGGACGAAUCGAAUCUCUACAUCUUCCUAGAGCUUGUUACUAAAGGCUCCCUUUUGAGCCUUUACCAGAAAUAUAACUUACGAGAUUCUCAAGUCUCUGCUUAUACAAGGCAAAUUCUGCAUGGUUUGAAAUAUCUGCAUGACAGAAAUGUGGUGCACAGAGAUAUCAAAUGUGCAAAUAUAUUGGUAGACACUAAUGGUUUGGUGAAACUUGCAGAUUUUGGUCUUGCAAAGGCCACUAAGUUAAACGAUGUGAAGUCUUGCAAGGGGACUGCACUCUGGAUGGCUCCUGAGGUUGUUAGAAGCCUGGGGUAUGGACUGCCAGCAGAUAUAUGGAGUUUAGGAUGCUCCGUAUUGGAGAUGCUGACUAGACGUUUUCCAUACUCACAUUUGGAAUGCCAAAUGGCAGCAUUAUUCAGGAUAGGAAAGGGUGAGAGGCCCGAAAUCCCGGAUUCACUUUCGAAUGAUGCACGUUAUUUCAUUCUCAAGUGUUUGCAAGUCGAUCCGAACUCACGGCCCACGGCUGCUCAGCUAUUGGACCAUCCCUUUGUGAAACGGCCCCUCAACCAACUCUCUUCGGGCCUCACAUCUCCUCAGUUUUCGGCCCGACAGAUUUAAGCUAAUUUGAAAACCCUGUGUUAACGAAUAUGGAAUACCCAAAAAGGACGAAGAAAAACAGAAAUGUGUGUAGUUUGUAUCUCAGUUUGUUGUGGGCAUCAAGUGUUCAAUCUUCCUGUUGGAACAAAGUUGUUCACUUUUUUUUUUCCCUUUUUUUUGGUUUUUGCUUGAAGUUUUUCUUUGGAUGCAAAUGUUGUCAUUAGGGUUAUUUAUUAAUUUUUCCAUUUAUCUCAACAGGGGGACUAUGUAUAGAUUUUCCCUCCUAACUGUCAAGUGUAAAGAGAGAGAGUGUGAAAAUGUGUGCAUUGGUUUCUGAUGUAAUUUCAUUUUUGAUUUGUUGGUUUCUUGUGAUGACAGAUUUUCGUUUUUUUGAGUAUGAAUACAUUUGAGUUGAA
Striga asiatica is the source of this 2373-nucleotide messenger RNA. NCBI's taxonomy places the organism in Eukaryota, Viridiplantae, Streptophyta, Magnoliopsida, Lamiales, Orobanchaceae. The record is from the annotation of a GenBank genome assembly.